GUGGUCUCGUAGCUUAGGUUAUGUUUACUCCGGUGUGUUUUUUCACCAUAUACACGAAAAUUUGGAUUUUAAAAAUGCCAAAUUCAGAGCAGCUGGUUCACCAUGGACAGCCUGUCCAGCCACAGCUCCUACCUCCUCCAGCAGCUCCAGGAGCAACGGAUUCAGGGGCUUCUCUGUGACUGCAUGCUGGUGGUCAAAGGGGUUUGCUUUAAAGCCCACAAAAAUGUCCUGGCUGCAUUCAGCUCCUAUUUCAGGUCUUUGUUCCAAAAUCCUCCUAGUCAGAAGAGUGACGUGUUCAACUUAGCGACUCAGGAUGUCAGUGGCAUUGGUCAAAUACUGGACUACAUGUACACCUCCCAUAUCGACAUUAAUCAGGAUAAUGUACAAACGCUCCUGGACAUUGCCCAAAGUUUGCAGGUCCCAAAUGUGCAGAGCAUGUGCAAUGCAUUCCUCAAACCCUGCCCUCCACCUGUAGAGAUGCCUUCCUUUUCCCUCCCAGGCAUGCUUAGCUCAGAGCACGACUGCCUUUUGGGGACUAACCUGCCUCAUGAUGUUGACCUCAACUGUCCAUCUGAUCCUCAGAGGCCCAGCUUUUAUAGUGACAUGGAUCACGCAAGGAGGAUGCCAGUAACGGUGUCUAACAACAGCUCAGCAUGUGACUUACAAACCAGCUCCCAUGCACCUGCUGAGAAGCAGCUUGUUCAUGGUUACAAACUGCGUAAUUUCUACAGCAAGCAGUACUUUAAACAAAGUGCAAUUCAAUGUAACAGUUCAUCAUCAAAUCAAGGUCCAGGCCCUUUGGUAUUAGUGGAAGAGCAGCAAUGUCAGCUUGGAAUGAGCCAGAGUGGCAAUAACGCUCCAGUGAGCUUAGGAAACACAGUUCAGCCUAGCCCUCCUUGCACAGUGAUAACAGUGGAAAAAAAUGCUGUCUCUUCUUUGACGCCCACAAAUAAUUUAAACCCCCCUACCUGUGACCCAGCCAACUUCACAAUCAACAAGCCUGUACGACCCAAGAAGGCCGUUUACCUGAAAAAAUACAACUACCUUCGGUCACAGAAAGCUUUAGAGGAGAUGUGCACUGAGUCAGUCGCUGAGCCCAUCCUCAGCUGUCCCAAAGAGAGUCAUCAAGGGGAACCUGUUGCUCAGACUGAAGCUCCAGAUGAAUUUCCAGAAGCGCCCACAGGCAGCAGCCCUUUAGUAAGAGAGGAGAGUUCAGAGGCACCAGACGCCCAGCUUAUCAGUCCCCCCCCUGGAAACCAAGAGGAGCAAAAUGGGAAGCCUCAGCCAGAGCCUCCUCAGCAAGCAGGGCAUAAGCAGUACUGCUGUGAAGAGUGUGGGAAGAUCUUCAAACAUCCCAGCAACCUGGAGCUUCACAAGCGCUCUCACACUGGAGAGAAGCCAUAUCAGUGCAAUAUUUGUGGCAAAAACUUUUCUCAGGCAGGGAAUUUACAAACCCAUCUGCGGCGACAUUCUGGAGAGAAGCCGUUCAUAUGCGAGCUGUGUGGUAAAAGCUUCACUGCAUCAGGAGAUGUCCAACGUCACAAAGUGGUUCAUACAGGAGAGAAGCCACAUCUGUGCGAUAUCUGUGGCCGAGGGUUCAACAAUUUGAGUAAUCUCAAGGAGCACAAGAGGACUCAUGCAACAGAUAGGACAUUCACCUGUGACCAGUGUGGAAAGUCCUUUAACACACACAGAAAGCUGCUGAAGCACAAGGCCCGUCACACUGGAGAGAAACCCCACAGCUGUGCAACUUGUGGAAAGUGUUUUGUUGGCUCAGGAGACCUUCAGCGUCAUAUACGAUCACACACUGGUGAAAAACCCUAUGUCUGCGAUACCUGCGGAAAAAGCUUUACCCGCUCUGCCAUGCUGAGGAGACACAGCAAUAUGCACUGCAAGGGACCCCCUGUCUCAAGCCCAGACACAGUCAGCUCUAAGCAGACUCUAAACUCAAAUGAACCAGACUCAUUUAUUAAACCUAUCAGCCAGAACAAAACAUCAGCUGAAACAACUGAGCAGCACUUUUCUGCUAUGAUGCCUGACACAGACUUAGGAAAACCUUCUCCAUGUAGUCCUCCACAGACACAAGCAAUACAACCUAUAGAAACUCCAGGUCCUAGAAUGCAUCUUAGCCCAGCACUGACUCCCCUUCCGGAGCUGCGCUCCCUGGUUCCCCAUCACCUCCUUACCUCCAAUCACCAGGAGAGAAGCGUAGCUCUGCUUCCUGCAGACCGCAUAAAGCUGAAUAAACCGACUCAAGAGGCUGUGUACGGUCCAUAUGUGGAGAACGGGAAUACAUGCUUAGACAGAGACCCUGCAGGGAGACCCUACCUGCCCCCUUCAGACAAUCACUGCAGUUCAUUCACAGGAUCCAGCAGGCCUAACAGGUCCGGUGAAGGCCAGCUUAUCUCCAGUGUGACUCUGUGGGGCCUGGCAAUGAAAACGCUGCAGAAUGAGAAUGAUAAUGACAUGGAGCAGUAAAUUAUUACAUCUGCUUAACUAGGAAAUACUUAUACACAGUUGAAAGUAUGUCUGUUGUUUAAAAUUGGCUUAUUUACAUAAAUAGUCUCAAAGGAAAUGUGUAUACAUAAUACAGAUAACUGAAACUAAAAAAUAGGCUCUUCUAACUGAGUUAUAAAACUAAUAUCUCAGUGAUGUAUUUUAUCAAACAUAGAGAUGAUGAUUUUCUGGUAAUAAUCCGGUCUGAAUGAGGUAAUGGUGGUUUUUAGCCUGUGACAUUGGAUACCCACUAACCAUUAGGAUGUGUUCCAAACAUCCCCAGUGAUCUAUCAGCAUGAUGGCCUGUAACAAAGCAGAAUUGUUUAUCUUUUAUAUACAGCAUUGCACUUUAAUGUUACUGCUUAAAAACAAAAAAUGUAUUUUAAUUUUAUUUUGAAUUAUAUUCAGAUAACAAUAA
This is a messenger RNA of Cyprinodon variegatus (sheepshead minnow), 2914 nucleotides long. RefSeq names its product zinc finger and BTB domain containing 49 (gene zbtb49). The record is from RefSeq and is a predicted model, not a curated record. The transcript has 8 exons. Lineage: Eukaryota; Metazoa; Chordata; Actinopteri; Cyprinodontiformes; Cyprinodontidae. Gene Ontology annotation, biological process: regulation of transcription by RNA polymerase II. Gene Ontology annotation, cellular component: nucleus. Gene Ontology annotation, molecular function: DNA-binding transcription factor activity, RNA polymerase II-specific; protein binding; RNA polymerase II cis-regulatory region sequence-specific DNA binding. Bases 103 to 2478 code for a protein of 791 amino acids.